Biomphalaria glabrata is the source of this 3680-nucleotide messenger RNA. Its product is annotated as cytochrome b5 reductase 4-like. Lineage: Eukaryota; Metazoa; Mollusca; Gastropoda; Planorbidae. The transcript has 17 exons. The record is from RefSeq and is a predicted model, not a curated record. Gene Ontology annotation, molecular function: oxidoreductase activity. Bases 287 to 1831 code for a protein of 514 amino acids.
CUAGAUCCAGAUCUAAUAUAGUUUUUAUAUAGUAAUAUAGAUCUAUAAAGUCUAGACAGUAUAGUCUGGAGUCAAGAUCUAGAAAUAAAUAGAUCUAAAGAACAUAGAUUUCUAGAUCUAGUUCUUGUUUUAAAUCUGGACUUUUGGCUUAUUUACAGACUUAAAAUAAAAAUGUUGCAGGCAAACUAAUGUUUUAUUUGGAAGUUGAGUGCUAGCACCAGCAAUCAAACUGGGGUGCAGCCAAGCUAAAGCUGACCGCCCUCACAAGGGUUGUUGCUGUUGUAUAAUGAAUCAACUCAGGCCUUCAGCAAAUGUUACCGCUCAAAAUUCCGAGCUUAUCAUUGGGCGUAAGAAGGUCACCCUGGCCCCAGGGCAUUCUUUGAUGGACUGGAUACGCCUUGGACGUAGUGGUGACCUCAGCGGUGUAGGCAGUAACAAGCGGAUUGUGACUCCGGCUGAGCUGGCCUUGCAUAAUACACAGAAGGACAUGUGGAUGUGCUUACGAGGGAAAGUGUACAAUGUGACGCCAUAUCAGGACUACCAUCCAGGAGGCAUCGAUGAGUUGAUGAAAGCAGCAGGAAGAGAUGGAACAGCCUUAUUUGAUGAGAUCCACAACUGGGUAAAUGUGGAGUCUAUGCUAGAGAAAUGUUUUAUAGGUCAAUUAGAGAUAAGUGCAGGUGGUGCCAACAAACCAGGUGAAUUUAUCAAACCAAGACAAGCUUCAUUACUUUCAGUUCUUGAAUUACUUGAUGAGCCCAAUCAAGACUGGUAUCAGAACAAUGAAGAAGUAAUUGUGAUUGUCUACACAAAGUUCAAUGAAGUCAAUGACAGAUGUGUGAUAGUGGACAUUACCGAUGAAGAGAUACUUAUACAAGUAGUGAUUAGAACUAAUUCCUUUUUUGUGCACUUCUGUCCUCAUCAGCCUGUGUCACUUAACUGUAGGGUGACAGUAUCUGGCGUGGGUAAAGUAGAAGUUUUCUUUGAGAAGAAAAAUCACAAUGUACACUGGACCUCAUUAGGAAAACCUUUGUCCUUAAAUAACAACUUCAAUAAAACUAAAGCAGAAUGCAAGUUUCGAUAUUGGACUGUAAAAAGUAAUACCGCAGUGACCCAUGACACCAGAUUCAUCCAUCUUCUAGCUCCCCCUGGCUUUAGAAUGGCUACACCUAUAGGCUAUCAUAUACAUAUCAAGGCUGUUAUCUCAGGCAUGGAGAUAAGCCGCAGCUAUACCGCUGUAGCCCCAUCUUUAACAUAUCCAUUUAGUGACCCAGAAAAUCUACUGGGUCGGUCAAUGUAUUUGAUGGUCAAGCGUUACUCAGGUGGUGCCUUGUCCCCUUGGCUGUAUGACAUCCAUCCAGGAGAGAAAGUUCUAAUGAGCAAUUAUGAUGGGGAUUUUGUUUUGAAAAACCUUGAAAACACAACCUACUUGGCAAUGUUUGCUGCGGGCACUGGAUUCACGUCAAUGAUCAAUCUUUUAAUUCAUGCCCUAUAUAAAAUGUGUGAUUCUAAAUUUCAAGUGAAGUUAAUGUUUUAUAAUAAAGCAAAAAAGGACAUUCUCUGGCAUGAUGAGCUCAAUAAACUGCAACAAACUUUCCCUACUAGGUUCUCUGUAACUCACGUUUUGUCUCGAGAGACUGACAAAUCAUGGAAAGGUUUGCAGGGUAGAGUUUGUGAAGCUCAUGUAAAAUCCUGUGUGGCAGAGAUGAUUAAGACGCCCAGACCUUUUUUCUGUAUCUGUGGUCCCUGGGCAUACAAUGACUCAGUGGAAAGCUUAGCAAAGCUAAGUGGACUUUCUAAUGAACAAAUUUAUAUAUUUACACAAAACUACUAGCCUGCAUCAUUGACUGUGUUACCCCAUCAUGCACCAUGCAGCAGCAGACAAGCAGUAUGAACAAGACAGUCACAUUAACAUAUCAAACUGGGCUACUCUCUCUGUAUUCUAUGUUCUAAGUGUUUAGGCUAGCCAUCCAAAUGUUUGUGCAUUAUAAUUUCUCUGAAUAUGUUGUGAAGAGAUGCAUGGCACAUUGGAAAGUUAUAUAUGAAUUGCUGUGUUCACUAGAAAGUCUUGAUAACAUUUACUCUGACCAGUUUUGCCAAAGCUGAAUAUGACAUGACAUGAAUAUGGAGUUUCAAUUUUUAGUGUUGAACAUGAACAGAAAUCAACCGACUGGCUUUCAUGCUCAAGGAGUGAUUCUAUUAAGCAUGCUGUGAUAGUCCAAAAAUAUUCAUUCAACAUUUAAAAUAAAGCUAAAUAUGAGAAAUUAGUUCAAGGAAUCAGAAUUAGCUCAUCUAAACAGUAGUUUCUGAGACAACUCAAGAUAAAAAAAGUUUUGGGUUACAGUUCUUUAUUAUUGACUUUGUAAAAAAAAAAAGUAAUUUCUAAUUUCUGACAUUUUUUUAUUUAUUUUACAAACAUUAUAAAAGAUAUAAUCGAAUCAAAAAUUUAAUGUGAUCAAUGUUACUUGAUACCCGGGUAGUCAUAAAAACUGUAAGCAAUAUUAUUUUGAUUUAGCCAUGUUCAUCUCCUAUUUAUGUUUAUUGUUUUUCAAUCAAGUAUAUGACUGUUUGAAAUGCAAAUCUUUGUGUGGUAUAAAUAUUUGUAAACUCAAGCAUAAUGCCAACAUCUGCAUAUUUUGUACAUUCAAUGAAUGCUAACUAAAAGGCCAUAAUAUCAUUCUACAUUUAGUUUCAACAAAACCUACCAGAAAUGAAUGUGUAACAGUAAUAAACAAAAAAAAUAAUGCCUGCUCAAAUCUGCAUAGUAUAACAAACUUUUAUUAAUUGUGCUAUUUCAGUAAGUCCCAUGGGUUUUUGAGUAAUUGCUAUUGAUUGCUUAAAACAAACUCACAAUGAAGUUAAUUGUUAUAAUAUGUUAGCAGGUUAUGCUAAACUGCACCAAGACCAGACAGCCCUGUUUGCAUAUGAUGAAAAUAGAAAUCCUUCAUAAAAAUUAUUGGGGUUUUUUUUUUGUUUUUUUUUUUUUUGGUAUUUUUUUUAUUGUUAGGCAUUCUGUGUUUCUCUAUUUUUAUAUCUUAUUGCCAAGUUGAUGCUCAAAAUGUCCAAACUAGGCUAGACACAUCUGUAUAACAUCUUUAGAUGAGUUUUAGUAGUUUACAUAUGUAUUACCUUGAUACAUUGAUAAAUACAUUGAUUUUCAUUAUAUAAAACUUGUGACAUUUUAUAUAUAUAUAUAUAUAAGCCAUGCAUACCCAUAUAAGCAGCUUCUCAUGACCUUGCUAGCCAGUUGGAACUUGCUAAUCAACAAAAGCUGAGCUGAACUACUAUUUCCUGGGUUACUUGGUGCAUGUAGAAGGACAACACACUUCUAGCCAGUGUGAGCUAACUUGACUACAUUGUACAGGGACUGACAUAAUUUGAACAUUUCUUACAUUUUUGUAUUACAUGUUUAUAUACUUAUGUACAUUAGCUGUUAGUUGGUUCAAAUAAAUGAUAUUUACAUAAGCAAUGAAAAGUGACAAUUCUGACUUGAUGUUGUAAUCAAGGGAAAUAACUUAAAAUCCUGAAACAUGUUUUGUUAGAUAAUCUCACUAAUUUGUUAUAUUCAUCUAUUGAUUUUGUCAUAUUUAAAAAAUACAGACACAUUUAUAUAUUAAAUCUUCAACGAAACAAUUUAUUUGGUUCUCAUAUUUUAUUAAAGGCAAGAGUUUGUUGUUGUUGUU